This is a messenger RNA of Blepharisma stoltei, 207 nucleotides long. The record is from the annotation of a GenBank genome assembly. Lineage: Eukaryota; Ciliophora; Heterotrichea; Heterotrichida; Blepharismidae.
AUGAUUGAAUUAAUUGAUAAAAAAUUUCACGAUAUAGAACUAAGCAAGGAUAAAGCCGGUUUAUUGGCAGUAUCAUGAAAACUAUUAGAGCUUGUAACUGGCUGCGAGGCAUUCUAUAAAAGGCAUUUUACUCAGCUGAUUUAUCAUGAUAUUAUUCAAGAAAGAACGCUUUUAGCUUAUGGACUAAUUAAGCGUUCAAUUAAUUAA